AUGGCCUCGCGAGGCGCCGCAACCAAGGCAAACGAGGCGGCUGCUCUCCUGCAGCGCGCCAAACCCGGUGUCAAGCCCAGACAACGCCUAACAACUAAACCAGCGGGCACAAAAGGGUCAAAACCAAGCAGCAGCAGUCCGUGGCAGAAUGUCCAUCAUGCCCAAAAAGCUUCUGUUCCUGUCCAGGGCAGCCCAAUGUCGCCACGGCUAAUGACCAUAUUUGGCGUGAGCAUAAUCGGCAUAGGCACGUAUUGUGGCUAUCUCUAUUCCUCAUACCGACAAGCAGUCGUGCAAUCACAGACCAUGCAAACCCCAACGGACGUAUCAGACCGAUACGACAAAACAGCACCUGGCUACGACGACGAAGUCGCCCUGGGCGAAUGGUUUAUGGGCCUGGGCAAACGACGAAAAGAGCUGAUUCGCGUGGCGCGCGGCGACGUGCUCGAGGUGAGCUGUGGCACGGGACGCAAUAUGCAUUACUACCAAUUGGGCGAAAAGCGAGGGCUCGACGAGCAAGGUCAUUCAGAGGUUCAGGGUUGUCGGUCAGUCACGUUUGUCGAUCUGAGUGCGCCGAUGGUGGAGAUUGCGCGACAAAAGUUUCGUUCGCUGUAUCCGGGGUUUGAGCAAGCGGCGUUUCGGACGGAUGAUGCUCGGACGAUGAUGGUGCCAUCUACUACUGCUAUUACUUUACCAGAAAAUCAGACAGAGUGGAGGUAUCGGCGGCCUCAUUUUGAUACAGUGCUCGAAACUAUGGGUCUCUGCUCAACGCCAGACCCUGUCGGGCUGCUGCGGCAUCUCGGUAGCAUCACGGAGCCCAAACGCGGGCGUAUUUUGUUGUUGGAGCACGGGCGGUCUGACUACGAAUGGGUGAAUACGAUCCUCGACAAUCUGGCGUCCCUGCACGCGGACCGGCAUGGCUGCUGGUGGAAUCGCGAUAUUGGGCGGAUUGUCGAGGAGAGCGGGCUGGAGGUGGUGGAAAUUAAGAGGUAUCAUCUGGGGACGACGUGGCGGGUGGUGUUGCGGCCGGUAAAUAGAGAUUGA
This is a messenger RNA of Talaromyces rugulosus, 1041 nucleotides long. RefSeq lists its product as uncharacterized. The record is from RefSeq and is a predicted model, not a curated record. NCBI's taxonomy places the organism in Eukaryota, Fungi, Ascomycota, Eurotiomycetes, Eurotiales, Trichocomaceae. Bases 1 to 1041 code for a protein of 346 amino acids. The transcript has 2 exons.